AGUUAAAUUUUGAAAUGUAGGCAACUUCUUUUCAUAUAAGUGUAUCAUUGGUUGCAAAACUUAUCUUGAGAUAGGUAUGCGUGCAUUGCCUUGUAAACAAGCGUCGUUUCAAACAUGUCAAUAAACUGUGACAUUUGUCUAAUAAACUUCGACAAAAACAAUGACAACGAAACAGAUUUAUUGACAAUUUUAACAAAACUAAAAAACUGUGUGCCUGAAGUAGACUGGAACGUGACAGUAACGUUGUGUGAUUGUUGUUUAGAUGACCUGAACAAAACUUACGCAUUUAGGGAACUGUGUAUACAGAGCUUUCUGAACAAAAAGCAUGUCAAAGCUGAGGUUGAACUGCCAACAAAACAAGAACAAGAGGAGGAGGUGGAGGAGGAACCUAGUACUGAGUUCAAUGAUGAGCCCGACAGACAGUCUGAGUGUUCAGAUGAUUGGCAACCCGAAAAUACUAAAGGACCGUCAAAGAAAAAGCGUGACAAAGACAAAACAUGCGAACAUUGCGGAAAACAGUUCGUAUUACUCAAAAAACACUAUGCCAAGUGCAAAAAGCUGGAUCUAAAACAAGAGCCUCCUAAGCAGGAGGACGACACCAAACCACCUAAAUGCCUGAUAUGCAACAACGUAUUUAAAAACAGGAACACCUUAAAAAAUCACGUGCGAAACGUGCACGCCAAGGAGAAGAACUUCAAGUGUGAACUGUGCGAACGCACGUUUGCAAUGCUGGGCAACCUGAACGUGCACAAAAAGUCGCACAGCCGCGUCAAGACGCACAUCUGUUCUUUCUGCGGUAAGGGUUUCUUCUCCGCCAACUCGCUGUCGCUGCACGAGAAGAUCCACGCCAACAAGCGGGCGUACAAGUGUGCACUCUGCUCCAAGGCGUUCAACACAUUUUCGGACCUGUACAAGCACAAGUUGUGCGUGCACAGUGAUCCCAGCAAGUGGAAGAACGUGUGUCCGUUUUGCAGCAAGCGUUUUGCCCUCAAAGUCAACCUAGAUACGCACAUAAUGUCGCACACCGGCGAGAAGAAUUUUGCCUGCGAGAUGUGCGAGAAGCGGUUCAUAAGCAAAACGAAGCUGAUGAAACAUAUGAGGACACACACGGGCGAAAGACCGUUCCAAUGUCCGAACUGUGAUAAAACGUUCAUCGACAAGAGUUACAUCAAGCAGCAUCUGAAGACUUCCAAUUGUAUAGUGCCGCAAAUUGUUUAAUACGGUACCCAAACUGUGGCGCCGGACGGCCUGGAGUUUUUAUUCGAAAAUGCAGGAUUUUGGACUCGUUCCGAUGAUAUUAACUGGUUCAUGCCUGUUGUACGUUUUGUACCUUUGAUUCGAAAUAAAGGAAAGGGGUUAAAUCGA
Aethina tumida (small hive beetle) is the source of this 1365-nucleotide messenger RNA. RefSeq names its product zinc finger protein 239. Gene Ontology annotation, biological process: regulation of transcription by RNA polymerase II. The transcript has 2 exons. Gene Ontology annotation, cellular component: nucleus. The coding region runs from base 115 to 1218 and encodes 367 amino acids. Lineage: Eukaryota; Metazoa; Arthropoda; Insecta; Coleoptera; Nitidulidae. The record is from RefSeq and is a predicted model, not a curated record. Gene Ontology annotation, molecular function: RNA polymerase II transcription regulatory region sequence-specific DNA binding; DNA-binding transcription factor activity, RNA polymerase II-specific; zinc ion binding.